Molecule: messenger RNA, 3315 nt
Organism: Sciurus carolinensis (gray squirrel)
Lineage: Eukaryota; Metazoa; Chordata; Mammalia; Rodentia; Sciuridae
Gene: Ttll6
Product: tubulin tyrosine ligase like 6
Exons: 16
Coding region: 107-2635 (842 amino acids)
Biological process (GO): protein polyglutamylation; microtubule cytoskeleton organization
Cellular component (GO): cilium
Molecular function (GO): tubulin binding; tubulin-glutamic acid ligase activity
Source: RefSeq, a predicted model, not a curated record
GUGUCUCUCUACUCCUCCCGGGGGCCGUAGAGCUCGGUCAAGACCGGGUAGAAGGAAUCGCGGGGGGAGCUGGUAUUUCCCCAGAGCCUCCUUCCAAGCCAGGAAGAUGCUACAGUGCCUGACUUCUGAAGGUGAGGAAGGAGCAGACUCCGAGGAGAGGGAGGACAGUAACAUAGAAGAUCUAAAAGAAAUCAUCACCCUGGCUUUUGUGAGAGAGAACACACAAAAGAGGCUCCAGGAUGCCCAUCAGCAAAGCAAGAAAAAGAGGAAGAAAAAGAGAUUGGUGAUUAAUCUAUCCAGCUGCCGGUAUGAGAGUGUGCGUAGGGUGGCCCAACAGUAUGGCCUUCGAGAGGGAGGUGAUAAUGACGACUGGACUCUCUACUGGACGGACUACUCGGUAUCACUGGAGCGGGUGAUGGACGUGAAGAGCUACCAGAAAAUCAAUCACUUUCCUGGGAUGAGUGAAAUCUGCAGAAAGGACUUGCUGGCGAGGAAUAUGAGCCGCAUGUUGAAGAUGUUCCCUAAAGAUUUCCACUUUUUCCCUAAGACCUGGUGUCUUCCUGCUGACUGGGGAGAUUUGCAGACGUACGGCAGAUCAAGAAAAAAUAAGACAUACAUUUGUAAGCCAGACUCAGGUUGCCAAGGGAGAGGUAUAUUCAUUACCCGGACUGUGAAAGAAAUCAAACCAGGGGAGGAUAUGAUCUGUCAGCUCUAUAUUUCAAAGCCCUUUAUCAUUGAUGGAUUCAAGUUUGACCUACGGAUUUAUGUACUGGUGACAUCCUGUGACCCUCUCAGGAUUUUUGUGUACAAUGAAGGACUGGUCCGCUUUGCUACCACUUGUUACUCCUACCCCUGCACAGACAACCUGGAUGAUAUUUGCAUGCACCUGACUAAUUAUUCCAUUAAUAAGCACAGUUCCAACUUCAUUCAAGAUGCUUACUCUGGCAGCAAGAGGAAACUCUCUACCUUCAACACGUACAUGGAGAACCAGGGCUUCAACGUGGGACAGAUAUGGAGGGCUAUCGAGGAUGUCAUCAUCAAGACAAUCAUCUCGGCUUACCCAAUCAUCAAGCAUAACUACCAAACCUGCUUCCCCAGCCACACACUUAACAGCGCCUGCUUUGAAAUCCUGGGCUUCGACAUCUUGUUGGACCACAAACUCAAACCCUGGCUGCUGGAGGUCAACCACUCUCCGAGCUUCUCCACUGACUCCCGGUUGGAUAAAGAGGUGAAAGACAGUCUGCUGUACGACACCUUGGUACUGAUCAACCUGGAAAGUUGUGACAAAAAGAAAGUUUUGGAGGAGGAGAGACAGAGGGGGCGGUUCCUGCAGCAGUGUCCUUCCCGGGAGGUCAGGAUUGAGGAAGCCAAGUGUUUCCAGGCAGUGCGGUUACAGAAAACAGAGAAAUAUGAGAGGGAAAAUUGUGGUGGGUUCCGACUUAUUUAUCCCAGUCUGAAUUUGGAGAAGUAUGACAAGUUUUUCCAGCACAAUAGCUCCAUCUUCCAGGAUACCGCUGCUUCCAGGGCUCGCGAGGUGUAUGCCCGGCAACUCAUCCAGGAGCUGAGACUGAAGCAGGAGAAACAAUCCUUCCAAAUGAAAGAAAAGAAGGUGGAGAUACAGGGAGAGUCAGAGUCAACCAGUGAUCAAGCAAAGGGCAAGAGCACCAAGAACCAGUGGAAAAAACAACGACAGAAAUGCAAGACCACCACCCACACCCCCAAACAAUACUUCCGGCCAUUGGCACUAGUGUCCUGCACACCUGACUUGCUUUUAAGUGUCAGAGAUGUAAAGAAGAAUGAAACAGACAGUAACCUUGACCAGGAGGCCCCAAAGAAGAAGAUUGAUUCUGCUCCCUGCAAUCCUACCUCUGCAAGACACUGCAGCUCUGUACCUGACCUGAGGAGGUUAAGACUCAGUUCCUCUGGGCUAGAUUGCUGUAAAACCAAUUCCAGAGUCAAGAUGGCCAAGUCAGACAAUGAUGUGAACAUAUUUACUAGUACCAUGCCCUUAACCUCAGUAGAAACUUCCCCUGAAUCUACUACUCGGGGCUCAACCUCUCCGGAGUCUCUACCAAGCCUGACACUGACCACCAGUUCUGAAUGCAGUAGCCCAGAAAUUGUCAGGAUUGUAUCCUUUAAAUAUAAACAGCAGCAGAUCCCUCCAAAGUUCAUCCAGGAAAACAUAUCAAAACCUUCUGUGCCUGCAAAAUCCUGGAGCUUCUCACGGAGUUUGAACCCAAGCUGGGCUUUGCUAAAGAAAGACAUGAAGGAGCAGCAUCUGAUGUCAGAGUUAUUGACCAAGGUUCGGUUGAGAGGGAAGCUCUCCUUGUUCCCAGCUUACUGCAACCGGAAGCAGGUGCUGAGUGACCUGUCAGAAAACUCCUUCCUGCCAAGGAAGUGCUUCUCCCAUAGCCACAGCCUUGGUGAGAAAGGACAGCUGGAUGUGCCCUCCCUUCUCCUCCUGCAGAGUCCUCACAGCCAUAACUAUUCUCUGAAGGACCUUCUGGUGGUUGCCACUCCUGCCCGACUGGAUCCAAGACCUGGCAGAAGCCAUACAGGUGCUAUGAGGGACCCACAUAUACAGGAGCAGGAAGCAUACAGCCACUGCCUGAUCUCUGGCCAAAAAAGGAUGUGAAAGGAACUAGAAUCAGACUGGAUUUCUACCAUUUUUUCUUUUCCUACCUCUUACUACCAGGAAAUUAUUUGUCUCUUCCCACAAUGUAUAUAAUGUCUACAGAACCAACCAAAAGUUCCAUUUCCUCCUAUAGAAAUCCUGGUGUGAUAAAUACUUCCCAUUAGCACCACCAAGGCCAAUAGCCUUGCUUUUGUAUCCUCCCGGUGAGCUUCCAGUAUUGUAGGACCAUGACUUCCCUGGUGAUUGGUGCUGCCCCAGUUGGCAUACCAGUUGCCUCGGCAGUGGCUCUCCUCUGGGUUCUCACCUUCACCCAGAACACUCCCCCAAGUAGAGCAACUUGGGGGAGGUGUGUUUCAGAGGACUCAUGAUCUCCAGGAGUCCAAAGCCCUCGGUCCAUCAACAGACCUAUGCCAGUUGGUCUUCAUCUCUAAAGAUGAGUCAGGAGCAGGGAUGAGCAUGACGGAUAACUCCUGAGUGGGGGAACUGGAGCAGUUGCUGCCUGUGAAAGAUCAGACCUCCUCCCGCUCCAGCCGGUCCAAAUACCCACCACCUUAGUGCUCCAACAUCAUCUUGCUACUUCCUGUUUCAACCCAGCUCAUUCUUUCUGGCAAAGACAGAGGUGAGGUGAAAGUGCCCUACCCGUAGAUGUUUCUUCCACUGACUUGCAGAAAUUAUAUGCC